UCAACUGCGAGAGUUGUCGAAAUAACGCGGGAAAAUUCAACCUGUGGAGACGCUCGAACAACACUCCGCUGCAAAAUCCUCCUAUUAUCCAAAACAAUGCCCGCCACCUCAGAAAUACACACAGCAGGUAGUUGUGGACCGAAGGAGCAGACCCAGCUGAUGGCAGCUGAAGAGAAGAAGAAGAACUUCGGACUGUUCUGUGAUGAACGCGGGUAUCUGGAUCAGAUCCAGUACAUCAUGCAGCACGGCCGCAGGAGGGGAGACCGAACCGGGACAGGAGUCAUCUCUGUGUUCGGUGCUCAGACCAGAUACAGUCUGCGAGAUCAGUUUCCCCUGCUGACGACUAAGAGAGUGUUUUGGAGAGGGAUCCUUGAAGAACUGCUGUGGUUUAUUAAGGGGUCAACAAAUGCCAAGGAGCUUUCGGAGAAAGGGGUGAAGAUUUGGGAAGCCAACGGCUCCCGGGCCUUCCUGGACAACCUUGGGUUCACAGAGAGAGAGGAAGGCGACCUCGGACCUGUGUAUGGCUUCCAGUGGAGGCACUUUGGUGCAGAGUACACAAACAUGCAUUCAGAUUACACAGGACAAGGUAUUGACCAGCUGCAGAAGGUCAUUAACACCAUCAACACGAAUCCAGAGGACAGACGGAUCAUCAUGUGUGCUUGGAACCCCAAAGACAUGCCCCUCAUGGCUCUGCCCCCCUGCCACGCCCUGUGUCAGUUCUACGUGUGUGAUGGUGAGCUGUCGUGUCAGCUGUACCAGCGCUCAGGUGAUAUGGGCCUCGGGGUGCCUUUCAAUAUCGCCAGCUACGCACUUCUUACCUACAUGAUCGCACACAUCACAGGACUCAAGCCCGGCGACUUUGUGCACACACUGGGAGACGCUCACGUCUACGUCAACCACAUCGAACCUCUCAAAGUACAGCUUCAGAGGGAGACCCGCCCGUUCCCCAAGCUGAAGAUCCUGAGAAAAGUGGAGAGCAUCGAUGAUUUCCGUGCUGAGGACUUUGAGAUCUGCGACUACAACCCUCAUCCCGCCAUUAAGAUGCAGAUGGCUGUGUAAAAAUACCAAUUUAAUGGUGACGAGGGAUAAAUAUGUGCGUGUUCAAUGUAUUAUCAAAGUCGGUGUCAUUUAUCUUACAAAUCAUUUAUUUCACAUUCGGUGAACCACAUUAAGUUCUUACAUAAAAGUGUUUUCUCUGAUUUUAAUAAGUGUAAAAAUAAAUUGUAUUAUGUCAUUUGUAAAUAAAGAAUUUUAACUUGU
This is a messenger RNA of Cottoperca gobio, 1260 nucleotides long. RefSeq names its product thymidylate synthetase (gene tyms). Gene Ontology annotation, cellular component: mitochondrion; cytosol. The coding region runs from base 97 to 1059 and encodes 320 amino acids. Gene Ontology annotation, molecular function: thymidylate synthase activity. NCBI's taxonomy places the organism in Eukaryota, Metazoa, Chordata, Actinopteri, Perciformes, Bovichtidae. The record is from RefSeq and is a predicted model, not a curated record. Gene Ontology annotation, biological process: dTMP biosynthetic process. The transcript has 7 exons.